Molecule: messenger RNA, 7726 nt
Organism: Apus apus (common swift)
Lineage: Eukaryota; Metazoa; Chordata; Aves; Apodiformes; Apodidae
Gene: SLC5A3
Product: solute carrier family 5 member 3
Exons: 2
Coding region: 390-2531 (713 amino acids)
Biological process (GO): inositol metabolic process; myo-inositol transport; transmembrane transport
Cellular component (GO): plasma membrane
Molecular function (GO): D-glucose:sodium symporter activity
Source: RefSeq, a predicted model, not a curated record
GCCGCAUCCCCGCUCCUCCCGCCAGCCACAGCCGGCUCUAAGAUGCCCCGCUAUGAACUGGCUUUGAUCCUGAAAGCCAUGCAGAGGGGUUGGUACAGUAGGCCUCACUAAACUUAGCUGCAACUAAGAAUUUCUCCUACAUCAACUGAGUUAAGGCUGAUGCUCUUGUGGAAUGUGGAUUAAAAGUGCGUGCUAAGUUCCAAAUUUCCAUUUGAGAAGCGGAGAAAGUAAAUGUACCACAACCACCAGCAUCAGGACAGCAAACCAAGGGACAAAGAAUUUGAUCCACAGUGUUGAUAUAUGUUAACUGGUUCACGUGUUGCUUAAAAGACGUUUGCUGGGGGGCGAGAAGUGGACGUCAGCUGUGCGAAGUCAUUUUGUUUACCAAAAUGAGGGCUUCUUUGGAAACAGCAGACAUUGCCAUUGUGGCACUGUACUUCGUGCUUGUAAUGUGCAUAGGUUUUUUUGCCAUGUGGAAAUACAAUCGAAGCACCGUAAGUGGCUACUUUUUGGCAGGGCGUUCCAUGACCUGGGUAGCUAUUGGUGCAUCUUUGUUUGUGAGCAAUAUUGGAAGUGAACAUUUCAUUGGGCUCGCAGGAUCUGGAGCGGCGAGUGGAUUUGCAGUAGGUGCGUGGGAAUUCAACGCCUUAAUGCUUUUGCAGCUUUUAGGAUGGGUCUUCGUCCCAGUCUACAUCCGGUCGGGAGUAUACACCAUGCCUGAAUACUUGUCCAAGCGUUUUGGAGGGCAUAGAAUUCAAAUAUAUUUUGCAGCGUUGUCUCUUAUUCUUUAUAUCUUCACCAAACUCUCAGUUGACUUGUAUUCAGGGGCACUUUUUAUUCAAGAAUCGCUAGGUUGGAACCUCUAUUUGUCAGUUAUCCUCCUUAUUGGAAUGACUGCACUGUUGACUGUGACUGGAGGUCUUGUGGCUGUUAUCUACACAGACACCCUUCAAGCUCUGCUUAUGAUUAUUGGUGCCCUCACACUUAUGAUCAUAAGUAUUACGGAGGUUGGUGGGUUUGAAGAAGUUAAAAGAAGGUACAUGUUAGCGUCACCAAAUAUUACAUCUAUCUUGUUAACCUACAACAUUUCCAAUACCAAUUCCUGCAACGUCGACCCAAAGCCUGAUGCUCUUAAAAUGUUGCGCGAGCCAACAGAUGAAGAUAUUCCCUGGCCUGGAUUUCUGUUGGGACAGACUCCAGCUUCUGUUUGGUACUGGUGUGCCGAUCAAGUCAUAGUUCAGAGAGUUUUAGCUGCAAAAAACAUUGCUCAUGCCAAAGGAUCCACUCUGAUGGCAGGCUUCUUAAAGUUACUGCCGAUGUUUAUUAUAGUUGUCCCGGGGAUGAUUUCACGAAUACUGUUUGCAGAUGAUAUCGCCUGCAUUAAUCCAGAACACUGUUUUCAAGUCUGCGGCAGCAGAGCUGGAUGCUCUAACAUUGCCUACCCACGUUUGGUGAUGAAACUUGUGCCGGUUGGUCUGCGGGGACUGAUGAUGGCCGUGAUGAUCGCUGCACUGAUGAGUGACUUGGACUCGAUAUUCAACAGUGCCAGCACCAUAUUCACACUUGAUGUCUACAAACUCAUUCGGAAGAGCGCGACAUCUAGAGAACUGAUGAUUGUAGGAAGAGUCUUUGUUGCGUUCAUGGUAGUUAUAAGCAUUGCCUGGGUCCCGAUAAUUGUAGAAAUGCAAGGUGGUCAGAUGUACCUUUAUAUUCAAGAGGUGGCAGACUACUUGACCCCACCGGUGGCUGCUCUCUUUCUUAUGGGGAUCUUUUGGAAGCGUUGCAAUGAGCAGGGGGCUUUCUAUGGCGGAAUGGCUGGGUUUGUUCUUGGAGCGAUACGGUUGAUACUGGCGUUUAUCUAUCGUGCUCCCGAGUGUAACCAGCCAGAUACUAGGCCAAGCUUUAUCAAAAACAUCCAUUACAUGUAUGUUGCAACAGCUCUUUUCUGGAUUACUGGGAUUGUGACGUUUGUAGUGAGCCUUCUCACGCCUCCGCCUACAAAGGAGCAGGUUCGGACGACGACUUUCUGGGCUGUGAAAAACAGGAAGGUAAAAGAGAACGCUGCAAAGGGGGAGCUGUACAAAGUACAAGAAAAAAGCAUCCUCAAGUGCAAUGAAAACGCUAACCAUAUCAUUCCAAAUGGCAAAUCGGAAGAAAAUCUUAAAAAUCUUAAGCCUGAGGAUAUCAAUCUCCUGGUUACUUGCAGAGAUGACAGCAACCCGGUGAUUUCUGUGAGUCACUCUGAAGUUGAGACACCAGUUGAUUGUUAUUCGAAUGGACAAGCGGCUUUGAUGGGAGAGAAAAAGCACGAGGAGGAGACUGAUGAUAGAGAGAGACAUUUGAAAUUCAUAGAUUGGUUCUGUGGCUUUAAAAGUAAAAGCAUGAACAAGAGAGCUGUUCGGGAGAUUGAGGAAGAGACUGUUUGUUUACAAAUGCUGGAAGAGACUCCAAAAGUUAAACUAUUACUAAAUACUGGACUGGUCUGUGUCUGUUCGCUUGGAAUAUUCAUGUUUGUCUAUUUCUCUUUGUGAGUGAAUAGUGAACUUUUAAGGGUAUGGCUAAACAUACAGAAGUUGAUACAGGUCUCUGGAGAUUGUUUUAUUUGUUGUUUUAUAUUUUUUUUGUCACUUUUUUUCUUUUCAAAUAACAUACUGCUAUCCAGGCAUUGUUUACGCUAUAAUUGUAAGACCAACUCAACUUUAGGCUAUUUUAAGACCAUCUGAGACAUGUUGUCCUAUCUCUGCUGAAGGCAGAAUGUAUUACGUGGUGUCUUUUUCUAUUUUCCCCAUCUGUCUUUCUUUUUUUCCAUCUGCAGUUCUAUCCUUUUGUUUUUCCACGUAUAUGUGUAUAAAUAUACCAAAGGCAGGCAGGUGGCUGUGUUUGAAGUUGGGCCGUUACAGAGAUCAGUCAGCAUGAAAUGAAGAGAACACAUAAUCAUUUACUGAUGUGUAAAAUUGAAAUGAUUAAAGCUGUAUCAACAAUUUUUAAAUGUAGGGCUGUGGUGCACAUUGCUGUGUAGUCUUUCUUUUUAACAUAGCUGUUUUACCUUGGCCAACUUAGUACUUUUUAAUUUUUUUUCACUGCUUCUAGUUGUUCGGGUUUUUUUCCAGUUUCUCAUUUCUCUUACAGCAACAGCACGAAGAUACUUUGUCUCAUCUUGUAGCACUGUAAACAUGAUAGCUGUUGGUAUCUUUCUAUCUUUUUUUUCUCUGUAAGAAAUUUUUUGUCUAUUUUAUCCACUCUAAAUUUAAUUACUUAAAAAUUGCUGUCUUAAAAAAAAAAAAAAGCCAAACCAAAACAACCCAAGAGCUGAUAAACUUGCAAUGGAGGGGAGAUGGGAAAAGGAAAAAAGAAGUAUUACAAAACCCAAAUGAAGAGUAUAUUGAAAUAGAAGAGCAUAUAUUCAGCCUCUUCAGUCUCCAAACUUCUGGACAUAAUUAGGGUUAGCCUCUUUUUAGAGCAAGAGCUGUACAUAGGUUCUACCAUGUGGGGAAAAAAAGACGUGAGACUGCAUGUCUUCAGCUUGAUAAGCACACUGAAAAAUAGCUGUUUCCCUCUGCUGUGUACAUCUAGAAGGAAAUACCCUGCAGUCCUGCCAUUUUUGCAUAUUGAGUCUGUAAGGGGAGAAAAACAACUGGGGAAGACAAGAAGAAAGGGAAGUGAGGGGAAAGAGGUAGAAAUGGUCCUUAUUUUUCACAGUCCUUUUGCCUCAUGUCUUCUUCCACUUCCCCUUUCAUCCUGUCAAACAUUCUUUCUUUAAGGAAUAACUCCUGAGGGAUUCUGUGUCAGGAGAUAAGAAGUGUGUACAGUCAUAAUCUGUGUCUGCCCUUAAAGAUUCUUCAAAACAGUGUGAAACUUUUCCCAGGUGAUCACAGAUGAUCAGCAGGUCUUGAGAUGCUGAGGUUCUUUUCUCCCAAAGGAUGGAUACCUGAGGCAAGGGAGGCCAUUUUCCAGGUGUGUGAACCUGGGUGUGUAGCAUGUCAGUGGAGCUCAGCAGAUCAAAAGGGUGCAGAGCUCGGUCCUCUUCCCCCUUCGUGAAGCAGUAGAAUGUGUUGCCAUCCUGGGUUCUCUCACCAUUAUGGUAAACCAAGUCAGGGCCAGUUUUCAGGUGUAGAGGCCAGCCAGCAGUGUGUGGCUGCACUUCUAGUAUUGAACUCCCCUAGCCUCUGGGACAAGAGUGAUCGUAUCCAGGUUUCCCAUGAAAAUAAUACCUCCAGUUGUUGUUGCUCCUGAGCUUGUCUUGGGAAUUAUUUGCGAGAGCACAAACCGGCUAGGCCAAAAACCCGUCUGAGGGACCAUGCUGACAAUUUAGCAGCACCCAUUCAAGGGUCCAGCAACGUUUCCUUGGCACAUGAACAAGAACCAGUCCCUGUGAGUGAAAUAGUUCUGUAGAGAUGAAAUUUGGGUUAAUCUUGCCUUUGACUGCUGGAGACAGUUUGCUUUCCGGUACAUUGGUGCUGUAAGCUGACAUACGUCCAAAUAGCUUUUAGUAGUAUGAUCCGUAACAUGUUUUCAGAUAAAAUUAUUACAUUCCCUUUUUUUGUGGUUUUUUUUGUUUGUUUGUUUUGGUGUUGCUUUUAAAUCAAUUGAAUCCCAUUUAUUCCAAGACUUUAAACAGUGACUCAGAUGUCUCACCUUUUUCUGCUUUCUUUAGUUGUUGCUGCUGGAAAGUAGACUACUCUUAACUGGAACUACAGUAACGAGUGCAGGAGUGGUGUUGUAAUACAUUUAGAGAGGAGAGUUACAAUACUUGAGUCCUGAUGUUAAUAACCAGUGUGACAGACACGUUUUCUUGUGGUUUGUGUAGUUGGGCUUUGUUAGGAAAAAUAACUUAAAUCUUUUGGGUUUUACCUUAAUGGUAAAAUUGUAGUAUGUGAAAUAUAUUAAUGGCAUCUCAAAUUACUUCAUCAGUGGGGUGAGUUGAGAAGGAUGGUACUAUAAGAAAGAUGUAAAACAUCUUUGAUUGAUUGAUUCAGUGCAGGAUAAAGUAAUCUAGGGCAAAAUUAGAUCUUAGUGGGAUGAAAAAAUAAAUACCUGUGGUGGGUAAAGAUAAGUCCCAGUCCAACAGUACCUUCUUGAAAAGGCUGAGAUCUGGUUAAUAUGCCUAAUUUGGCACAGGGAAAGAGACUAAUGUACCAGGCACUGUCCCUUAGUAACUUGGCAUGUCUUUCUAUUAGCUGCUGGUGCUUGGAUUUUCCAGACCAGUCCUCCUUGCUUUCAGUAUUAGCAAAUGUAUUGCCACCUAACCUGUGAAGCCAGGUUAGCUCAGGGACCCUUUUGCUUGGCUGCCAUUGCUUCAUCAGUGCUUGCUUUUUCCCCAGUGUGCCUUAUGUGGUGACGAAGCUAUAGGCCUGAAUUUUAUGGCCACCUGGAGAGUGGUUUGCUUAACAUGGCUUUUCCCAGCUUGUUUUUGUUCCUCUCUUAUCCGCUCAAGUAAUUUGCUAUUUAAAGAGAAUGUUGUUUGAAGAGUUAAUACACAGGAUGCCUGUAUCCUGUUUAGCAUAACUACAGUCACAUCCAUGGUGAAAUUAUCUUCCAGCUAGGGUAGGGAGUCACAGUCCUUUGCAGAUGUAGGGUGCAACCUUUGCCUGUUGAAUCUGAGAUACUUCCAUCUCCCAGUUCAUAUAUUCUCACUUCUUCUAAACUAACAAGUUGCUGCAUUAGCAGUCAGGAUCUUAUUAGAGUAAUUAUUUGAAUCCCCCCAUCUUUAGACCUGUUCUUGUGAAGCAGUCUUAAGGCAUAUUAUUUCUCCAGUGCUUUUUCUCUUCACUUGUUUAAAAAUGUGUUUCUAUAAUACUUUCUGCCUAAUGCUGGCCUCUUCAGUCAUAUUCUGUUUUCAUGUCCUAGAGGUCAUAGAACUUGGUAAUGUUCUUUGCUGCGUAAAACCACUCAAUAAAAGGCCUUUAUUAGAGAGAGGGAGGGAAAAAGGCUUCAAACAAACUGUCUGUUGGUGAGGAGGUACAUUGCCCUGUGUUAUGGACCUUAGUUCUCCAAAAGUUGCUUGAGGAUUUUUUUUUAUAGUACACUAUAAAAAAGCAUGCCUUUAUUAAUCUUCUGAUCAUGAUCUACAUGGAAGUGGUAUUAACCCAGGCCAAUAUGUUUGGUUUAAACACCAACUUUUUAGUCCAGUAAAACUAUAAAGUGUCUGCCAUAAUGAACAAUUAGUUCCAUAAAUUUUAAUGCCUGGCCUCCUCCUUUUUGGGACUGGCUAGUCAUGCAGGGAUAAAGUCAGGAGGACAUGUGCUUCUGUCUUGCAGCAAUUGGUUUAUUUAUUGCCUUGAGCUUAGUAUGACAGUCUUGAAAAACUUAUUUUGGAAUAUGACCUUUUUUGUUGUUAUUUCCCUUAACUUAUUUUUCUGUUAAGAUAUUUGAAUUUUCUCCCAGCAAAUUGUUAGAUGCCUUUUAUUUAAAAAAGAAAAAAAAAGAAAAAAAAAAAGAGGCUUCUUAAGCUCAAUAGUACAUUCUGGGAGACGUCUUAUUUAAUUUUUUUUUUAAAUGCAUGAUUUGAUGCUAUUCUUUGCCAAAGUUUAGGUUUUUUUCUUGUUUUUGUAAUUCUUCCUGUUAGCUUGUAAUAAUACCUGAAAGGAAAUGGAGAGAGAUUGUAAGAAAUUACAAUGGCCUUCAGUGUAUCGUGUGUGUAUUUUCUACUUCUCCACUUCUGUGUGCCCCUUUUCACUCUAAUCCCAGAAGGGCCAGCAUGAGACUUCUGAUGCAAGUCAUGAGUACUGUAACUGAGUAGUGAAAAGGAUUUCCCACAAGGUUACAGUGAAGUAGGCAGAGCCAUCCAAGGACCUCUGCGUGAACACUUAAAGCAGAAGAUGCUUACAACUUUAAAACGUACAGCUUUAUUUUUUUUAUAUAUAUAUUUUUUUAAAUCCUAAGAUAGAGGAGGUGUUGGGAGAUGCUCCCUUUCAGGGAACAGGAUACAUGGAAGAAGUUGGAGUUGCUAAGCUCUGGCUUUCUUGAGGAAAUCUUUGGAUUUAGCGUGUAUAGCGAAGCAGAAAUACUCAUCUGUUAAUUUGGUAUUCUGUAUGUUCUGUGCCCUUAAAUGUAAUUGUUUUUAAAAUAAAACUAACCUUGUUAUGUGAUGUUAAAAAGCAGACUUGUGUGCAAUGUUUUAAGUUUUUUUUAAGAAAAUGUUUGUAUAUAAUUAAAUGGUUUAAUGUGCUUUAAUUGGCCUAAGGUAAAGAGUAGUCCUAGAAUGUCAACAUAUGUAAGUAGGAUUUCUGAUUUCACUGUGAGAUCUCUGAGCUCUCUUGUUUUGCAAAGUGGUUUGUUUUGUUGACAAAACACUUUCUAUAAUUUCUUUUACAGUGUUGGUUUAAAGGCAUUUGCUUCACUUCUGUUCUAAUAUUGAAUUCAUGGUAUAGUGACAUCUGGUGACACUUAGCAUUAUCUGCUGUGUAAAGUCAGACACUUUGAGCAAAAAUGGUAAUGAUAUGACAAUUCUCUGUGUCUAUGAAUACACGUUUUUAAAUGAGGUGGUUAUAAAAAUAGUUGCUGUGCAAAAUGUUAGUAGUCUUCUUCAAGAAGAAAGCAAAUUUUCUAAUAUCAGUAGAGCAGUCUCUUCAUUCAUCUUAUUUUUAAAGCACAGUGUCAAAGUGAUGCUGCUUUACCUUGUAUCUCUGAUAUAAUGUUUUUUUAGGUAUCUGUGAAGUAUUUUUGGUUUUUGUUGCUGUUGUAUUUUUCUGCAGAUUUUAUAUAAAAUACAAAUUAAUGAACUGCC